GAGCCGUCGCGGAGCCGCGCAGCCCUCGGAGCACGACGGUUGAUGAUGAAGCGCCGGCCGUGUAAAUGAAGAUCGGGUGAGCAGCAGGACGAUGCCCAAGGGUGGGUGCCCUAAAGCACCACAGCAGGAAGAGCUUCCCCUCAGCAGCGACAUGGUGGAGAAGCAGACUGGGAAAAAGGAUAAAGAUAAAGUUUCUCUAACCAAGACCCCAAAACUGGAGCGUGGCGAUGGCGGGAAGGAGGUGAGGGAGCGAGCCAGCAAGCGGAAGCUGCCCUUCACUGCGGGCGCCAAUGGGGAGCAGAAGGACUCGGACACAGAGAAGCAGGGCCCUGAGCGGAAGAGGAUUAAGAAGGAGCCUGUCACCCGGAAGGCCGGGCUGCUGUUUGGCAUGGGGCUGUCUGGAAUCCGAGCCGGCUACCCCCUCUCCGAGCGCCAGCAGGUGGCCCUUCUCAUGCAGAUGACGGCCGAGGAGUCUGCCAACAGCCCAGUGGACACAACACCAAAGCACCCCUCCCAGUCUACAGUGUGUCAGAAGGGAACGCCCAACUCUGCCUCAAAAACCAAAGAUAAAGUGAACAAGAGAAACGAGCGUGGAGAGACCCGCCUGCACCGAGCCGCCAUCCGCGGGGACGCCCGGCGCAUCAAAGAGCUCAUCAGCGAGGGGGCAGACGUCAACGUCAAGGACUUCGCAGGCUGGACGGCGCUGCAUGAGGCCUGUAACCGGGGCUACUACGACGUCGCGAAGCAGCUGCUGGCUGCAGGUGCGGAGGUGAACACCAAGGGCCUAGAUGACGACACGCCUUUGCACGACGCUGCCAACAACGGGCACUACAAGGUUGGCAUCCCCCCGUUCUUCACACAUCCGGCCUGUCCUGGCAUCUGGGUGGUUCUGUAGCUUUGUUUCCCCGUAGCUAGCCGGUUCCAUGAUGUGGGGCACAGGAAAGCGAGUUUUCACCUUGCCCACCCUGAAGGCCGAGCUGUGCCCUCUGUCUGCCCCCAGCUUUCCCCUCCUGGGUCAGCCUGGACGGCCUCUCACAGGUUUCCCAGCAAGUGCCAUCUAUGAAAGGCUCGUAUCCGCCAGCCAUGUAGGUCUGGUUGGAUUUGAGCAGGUGAAGGAUUACACCAAGUGGAAGGAGGCCUGCAGGAGUUGUUGCCGGUCCCCGUCACCACUGUGGGACUGUUAGACCUGCAAGGCAGACCCACCCUCGUCCGGAAUGAGGUAACACCAAGAGGUGUGGCCAGUGCACAGAACCAUAGACUCAAGCUUUAGAAAGUGGCCAUUGCGGCCGGCCCAGGAGCAGUGGGCACUGAGAGGUCUCAGCCUCUGUGGGGGUCGAGAGAGGUCGUGGUGUGCCUGACAGCCCCGUCCUGCCGGAAAGCAGGGGUGCUGCCUGGAGAUGCGGCGGGUCUCACUGAUGUCUUCACCAGAGCUCCGUGGAGAGCCCCUGGUUGCAGGCAGGACAGCAAGGCUGAGGGGUCACACGGGGCCACAUCUGCCGGUGCCCGUCGUGCUCCUCUGCAGCAAGCCCAGCCUGGCCAUUGCGGGAGGUCCUGGAGCCCACAGUGCCUUGGCCUUAAAGAACUCACUUGAGAAACGGCUUGUUCCGGUGGGGUGGGGGGUGGAUUGAAGACUCUGAGACGAGCAGGGAACUCAGAACACUGAGUCCCUAUUUGAUGUUAAAAUAUGACCGUUAAACUUCUGGGUAAGAUAAUGAAUGGCACUAUGGUUUAUACUGUUUCUGUUUUAUGGGCUCUUCCAGAGACGUGAACUGGAAAAGGCUCUGCAGUGUCUGGGAUUCGCUCAGUGCUGCAGGGGAGGGCAGGUGUGAGGGGAAUGGCCCUGGAGGGUGAUGGGGCUGGGGCAUCUGAUGCAGCUUUAUACUUCUGUAAUUACCACUUUUAAACUUUUUAUUACGAAAAAUGUCAAGGACCCUGGAAUUACGGUGAGGUAGGCAGGAUAAUGGCCCCCAAGAUGCCCGUGUUGUGACCCCUAGACCUUGUGAGUGCCUCACAUGGGGAGAUUGUCCUAGGUCAUCUUGCAGGCCCAGGGCAGCCCCAUGGGCCCUUAAAGCUUGAGAGCCUUUCCUGCUGAGUCUGAGAGAUGCCAGAAGCAGGAGAGGUUAGAACCCGAGGAGGGCCGCACCUGCGCUGCUGGCCUUAGAGGAGGGCCGAGGAGUGUGGUGGCCCCUAAGCAGCUGGGACUGGGGACCUCCGUCCCAGCCCUGCAAGAAACUGAAUUCUGCCAGCAGCCCCCAUGAUGGAGGAAAGGAAGGACCCUGCCCUGCCAGCACCUUGACCUCUGACCUCCACAAUUGUAAGCCUGAGGUUUUGUGUAGUCACCAUAGAAAACUCACACACAUAAGAACUCUGUACUGAUUCAACAAUAGAACAUGUCACACACGAACUGGAAACUGAUUCUGUGGGCGACAAGAGUCUGUAGUAAACGUUAUGACAGAUUCUUUGAAUGCGCUAAUCUCAGACUGGACUAAAGUUGGGAUUAAAUUUAAUUUGUACUUGAGUUCAGUGCAUUGCUGUUCUGGGCAUAGGAAAUCCAGGUUGCUGGUGAUGAACAGCUGAAAAGAGCUGUGCAAGUGUCACCAUGGUUGUCUCUGUCAUUCAUGUGACCACCCUUUCCCUUGUAAAAUCAAGCAAGGGAGAGAUUAUUUUCUAAUGUAAAUGAAAAUAAAAAAUAAAGCAGCUUGCAGAAACUUGGUCUUUGUUUUCUCUAUUCUGUCCCCCCCACCCUUUCCAUAACACUCUUCUCCCUAACCUCUUGCCUGAGCCCUCCACGACCACUCCGGGACCACUCUGCUGAGGAGCUCACUGUUGGCGGGAGGGGAGAGCCUUCGUGAGAAGAUUCCUGGGAAGUCGUCUACUCGCGGCAACGGAGAAAUGGUGGAAAAAAAUCCAAAGGAGGCAGAGCCCUUCUGAAGGAGAGCACAGGAGGGGUGGUGAAGCUGCUGCUGCGGUACGGAGGGAACCCGCAGCAGAGCAACAGGAAAGGCGAGACGCCGCUGAAAGUGGCCAACUCCCCCACGAUGGUGAACCUCCUGUUAGGCAAAGGCACUUACACUUCCAGCGAGGAGAGCUCGACGGAGAGCUCAGAAGAGGAAGACGCACCAUCCUUCGCACCUUCCAGUUCAGUCGACGGCAACAACACGGACUCCGAGUUCGAAAAAGGCCUCAAGCACAAGGCCAAGAACCCAGAGCCACAGAAGGCCACGGCCCCCGUCAAGGACGAGUAUGAGUUUGAUGAGGACGACGAGCAGGACAGGGUUCCUCCGGUGGACGACAAGCACCUAUUGAAAAAGGACUACAGAAAAGAAACGAAAUCCAAUAGUUUUAUCUCUAUACCCAAAAUGGAGGUUAAAAGUUACACUAAAAAUAACACGAUUGCACCAAAGAAAGCGUCCCAUCGUAUCCUGUCAGACACGUCGGACGAGGAGGACGCGAGUGUCACCGUGGGGACAGGAGAGAAGCUGAGACUCUCGGCACAUACGAUAUUGCCUGGUAGUAAGACACGAGAGCCUUCUAAUGCCAAGCAGCAGAAGGAAAAAAAUAAAGUGAAAAAGAAGCGAAAGAAAGAAACAAAAGGCAGAGAGGUUCGCUUCGGAAAGCGGAGCGACAAGUUCUGCUCCUCGGAGUCGGAGAGCGAGUCCUCAGAGAGUGGGGAGGAUGACAGGGACUCUCUGGGGAGCUCCGGCUGCCUCAAGGGGUCCCCGCUGGUGCUGAAGGACCCCUCCCUGUUCAGCUCCCUCUCUGCCUCCUCCACCUCGUCUCACGGGAGCUCUGCCGCCCAGAAGCAGAACCCCAGCCACACAGACCAGCACACCAAGCACUGGCGGACAGACAAUUGGAAAACCAUUUCUUCCCCGGCUUGGUCAGAGGUCAGUUCUUUAUCAGACUCCACAAGGACGAGACUGACAAGCGAGUCUGACUACUCCUCUGAGGGCUCCAGUGUGGAAUCGCUGAAGCCAGUGAGGAAGAGGCAGGAGCACAGGAAGCGAGCCUCCCUGUCGGAGAAGAAGAGCCCCUUCCUGUCCAGCGCGGAGGGCGCUGUCCCCAAACUGGACAAGGAGGGGAAAGUUGUCAAAAAACAUAAAACAAAACACAAACACAAAAACAAGGAGAAGGGACAGUGUUCCAUCAGCCAAGAGCUGAAGUUGAAAAGUUUUACUUACGAAUAUGAGGACUCCAAGCAGAAGUCAGAUAAGGCUAUACUGUUAGAGAGUGAUCUUUCCACUGAAAACAAGCUAAAAGUGUUAAAGCACGAUCGCGACCACUUUAAAAAAGAAGAGAAACUUAGCAAAAUGAAAUUAGAAGAAAAAGAAUGGCUCUUUAAAGAUGAAAAAUCACUGAAGAGAAUCAAAGACACAAACAAAGACAUCAGCAGGUCUUUCCGAGAAGAGAAAGACCGUUCGAAUAAAGCAGAAAAGGAGAAAUCGCUGAAGGAAAAGUCUCCGAAAGAAGAAAAACUGAGACUGUACAAAGAGGAGAGAAAGAAGAAAUCAAAAGACCGGCCCUCAAAAUUAGAGAAGAAGAAUGAUUUAAAAGAGGACAAAAUUUCAAAAGAGAAGGAGAAGAUUUUUAAAGAAGAUAAAGAAAAACUCAAAAAAGAAAAGGUUUAUAGGGAAGAUUCUGCUUUUGACGAAUAUUGUAACAAAAAUCAGUUUCUGGAGAAUGAAGACACCAAAUUUAGCCUUUCUGACGAUCAGCGAGAUCGGUGGUUUUCUGACUUGUCCGAUUCAUCCUUUGAUUUCAAAGGGGAGGACAGCUGGGACUCGCCAGUGACAGACUACAGGGACAUGAAGAGCGACUCUGUGGCCAAGCUCAUCUUGGAGACGGUGAAGGAGGACAGCAAGGAGAGGAGGCGGGACAGCCGGGCCCGGGAGAAGCGAGACUACAGAGACCCCUUCUUCCGAAAGAAGGACAGGGACUAUUUGGAUAAAAACUCUGAGAAGAGGAAAGAGCAGACUGAAAAGCAUAAAAGUGUCCCUGGCUACCUUUCGGAAAAGGACAAGAAGAGGAGAGAGUCCGCAGAGGCCGGGCGGGACAGAAAGGACGCCCUGGAGAGCUGCAAGGAGCGCAGGGACGGCAGGGCCAAGCCCGAGGAGGCGCACCGGGAGGAGCUGAAGGAGUGUGGCUGCGAGAGUGGCUUCAAGGACAAGUCCGACUGCGACUUUGGGAAGGGCCUGGAGCCGUGGGAACGGCAUCACCCAGCACGAGAGAAGGAGAAGAAGGACGGCCCCGAUAAGGAAAGGAAGGAGAAGACAAAACCAGAAAGAUACAAAGAGAAAUCCAGUGACAAGGACAAAAGUGAGAAAUCAAUCCUGGAAAAAUGUCAGAAGGACAAAGAAUUUGAUAAAUGUUUUAAAGAGAAAAAAGAUACCAAGGAAAAACAUAAAGACACACAUGGCAAAGACAAAGAAAGGAAAGCGUCUCUCGACCAAGGGAAAGAGAAGAAGGAGAAGGCUUUCCCUGGGAUCAUCUCAGAAGACUUCUCUGAAAAAAAAGAUGACAAGAAAGGCAAAGAGAAAAGCUGGUACAUCGCAGACAUCUUCACAGAUGAGAGUGAGGACGACAGAGACAGCUGCAUGGGGAGCGGGUUCAAGAUGGGAGAGGCCAGCGACUUGCCGAGGACGGACGGCCUCCAGGAGAAGGAGGAAGGACGGGAGGCCUAUGCCUCCGACAGACACAGGAAGUCUUCUGACAAGCAGCACCCUGAGAGGCAGAAGGACAAGGAACCCAGAGACAGGAGAAAGGACCGCGGGGCUGCCGACGCGGGGAGAGACAAAAAAGAGAAAGUCUUUGAAAAGCACAAAGAGAAGAAGGAUAAAGAGUCCACAGAAAAGUACAAGGACAGGAAGGACAGAGCCUCAGUGGACUCCACGCAAGAUAAGAAAAAUAAACAGAAGCUCCCCGAGAAGGCUGAAAAGAAGCACGCUGCCGAAGACAAGGCUAAAAGCAAACACAAAGAGAAGUCGGACAAAGAACAUUCCAAGGAGAGGAAGUCCUCGAGAAGUGCUGACGCGGAAAAAAGCCUGCUUGAAAAGUUGGAAGAAGAGGCUCUCCAUGAGUACAGAGAAGACUCCAACGAUAAAAUCAGCGAGGUCUCCUCUGACAGCUUCACGGACCGAGGGCAGGAGCCGGGGCUGACUGCCUUCCUGGAGGUCUCUUUCACGGAGCCACCUGGAGACGACAAGCCGAGGGAGAGCGCUUGCCUCCCUGAGAAGCUGAAAGAGAAGGAGAGGCACAGACACUCCUCAUCUUCAUCCAAGAAGAGCCACGACCGAGAGCGAGCCAAGAAAGAGAAGGCCGAGAAGAAAGAGAAGGGCGAAGAUUACAAGGAGGGCGGUAGCAGGAAGGACUCCGGCCAGUACGAAAAGGACUUCCUGGAGGCGGAUGCUUACGGAGUUUCUUACAACAUGAAAGCUGACAUAGAAGAUGAGCUAGAUAAAACCAUUGAAUUGUUUUCUACCGAAAAGAAAGAUAAAAAUGAUUCCGAGAGAGAACCUUCCAAGAAAAUAGAAAAGGAACUAAAGCCUUAUGGAUCUAGUGCCAUCAACAUCCUAAAAGAGAAGAAGAAGAGAGAGAAACACAGGGAGAAAUGGAGAGACGAGAAGGAGAGGCACCGGGACAGGCAUGCGGACGGGCUGCUGCGGCAUCACAGGGACGAGCUCCUGCGGCAUCACAGGGACGAGCAGAAGCCCGCCACCAGGGACAAGGACAGCCCGCCCCGCGUGCUCAAAGACAAGUCCAGGGACGACGGCCCAAGGCUCAGCGACGCCAAACUGAAGGAGAAAUUCAAGGACAGUGCAGAGAAAGAAAAGGGCGACCCAGCGAAGAUGAGCAACGGGAAUGAUAAGGUAGCGCCAUGCAAAGACCCAGGCAAGAAAGACGCCAGGCCCAGGGAGAAGCUCCUGGGGGACGGCGACCUGAUGAUGACCAGCUUCGAGAGGAUGCUGUCCCAGAAGGACCUGGAGAUCGAGGAGCGCCACAAGCGGCACAAGGAGAGGAUGAAGCAAAUGGAGAAGCUGAGGCACCGGUCCGGAGACCCCAAGCUCAAGGAGAAGGCGAAGCCGGCAGACGACGGGCGGAAGAAGGGUCUGGACAUUCCUGCUAAGAAACCGCCGGGGCUGGACCCUCCAUUUAAAGACAAAAAGCUCAAAGAGUCGACUCCUAUUCCACCUGCCGCGGAAAAUAAGCUACACCCAGGAUCAGGUGCAGACUCCAAAGACUGGCUGGCAGGCCCCCACAUGAAAGAGGUCCUGCCUGCGUCCCCCAGGCCUGACCAGAGCCGGCCCACUGGCGUGCCCACCCCUACGUCGGUGCUAUCCUGCCCCAGCUACGAGGAGGUGAUGCACACGCCCAGGACCCCGUCCUGCAGCGCCGACGACUACGCGGACCUCGUGUUCGACUGCGCCGACUCGCAGCACUCCACGCCCGUGCCCACCGCUCCCACCAGCGCCUGCUCCCCCUCCUUUUUCGACAGGUUCUCCGUGGCUUCAAGUGGGCUUUCGGAAAACGCCAGCCAGGCUCCUGCCAGGCCUGUCUCCACAAACCUUUACCGCUCGGUCUCUGUCGACAUCAGGAGGACCCCCGAGGAAGAAUUCAGCGUCGGAGAUAAGCUCUUCAGGCAGCAGAGCGUUCCUGCUGCCUCCAGCUACGAGUCUCCCCUGCCACACUCGAUGGAGGACAGGGCGCCCCUGCCCCCGGCUCCCGCGGAGAAGUUUGCCUGCUUGUCGCCAGGGUACUACUCCCCAGACUAUGGCCUCCCGUCGCCCAAAGUCGACGCUUUGCACUGCCCGCCGGCUGCCGUUGUCACUGUCACCCCGUCUCCAGAGGGCGUCUUCUCAAGUUUACAAGCGAAACCUUCCCCUUCCCCCAGAGCCGAGCUGCUGGUUCCUUCCCUCGAAGGGGCCCUUCCCCCGGACCUGGACACCUCCGAGGACCAGCAGGCGACGGCCGCCAUCAUCCCCCCGGAGCCCAGCUACCUGGAGCCGCUGGACGAGGGUCCGUUCAGCGCCGUCAUCACCGAGGAGCCUGUUGAGUGGGCCCACCCCUCCGAGCAGGCGCUUGCCUCUAGCCUGAUCGGGAGCACCUCUGAAAACCCUGUCGGCUGGCCUGUGGGCUCGGACCUCCUGCUCAAGUCUCCACAGAGAUUCCCCGAGUCCCCAAAGCAUUUCUGCCCCGCGGACCCCCUCCACUCUGCCGCCCCAGGGCCCUUCAGCGCCUCAGAGGCGCCGUACCCCGCCCCUCCCGCCUCUCCUGCCCCGUACGCUCUGCCCGUCGCUGAGCCGGGACUGGAGGACGUCAAAGACGGAGUGGAAGCCGUCCCCGCCGCCAUCUCCCCCUCAGAGGCGGCUCCCUACGCCCCUCCCUCCGGGCUGGAGUCCUUCUUCAGCAACUGCAAGUCACUUCCGGAAGCUCCGCUGGACGUGGCCGCCGAGCCCGCCUGUGUAGCCGCUGUGGCUCAGGUGGAGGCUCUGGGGCCCCUGGAAAGUAGCUUCCUGGACAGCAGCCACGGCCUGUCUAACCUCGGCCAGGUGGAGCCGGUGCCCUGGGCAGACGCCUUCGCCGGCCCCGAGGACGACCUGGACCUGGGGCCCUUCUCCCUGCCGGAGCUUCCGCUGCAGACUAAAGAUGCCGCAGAUGUUGAAGCGGAACCCGUGGAAGAAAGUCUUGCUCCUCCAGAAAAGAUCCCUCCAGGGGCCCCCGUGGUCAUAAACGGUGGGGAUGUUUCCACCGUAGUGGCUGAGGAGCAGCCGGCACUGCCUCCUGACCAGGCCUCCGCCCGGCUCCCUGCAGAGCUCGAGCCUGAGCCCUCAGAGGAGCCAAAGCUGGACGUGGCUCUAGAAGCUACAGUGGAGGCAGAGACGGUGCCGGAAGAGAGGGCCCGUGGGGAUCUGGACUCCAGCGUGGAGCCCGCGCCCGUUCCCCCCGAGCAGCGCCCACUGGGGAGCGGAGACCAGGGGGCCGAGGCUGAAGGCCCCCCCGCCGCGUCCCUCUGUGCCCCUGACGGCCCCGCCACGAACACUGUGGCACAAGCUCAGGCCGCAGACGGUGCCGGCCCCGAGGACAACACUGAGGCCUCCCGCGCUGCCGCCCCAGCCGAAGGCCCUCCUGGCGGCAUCGCGCCGGAAGCCACAGAACCAAAACCCACGGCCGAAGCCCCGAAGGCCCCCAGAGUGGAGGAGAUCCCUCAGCGCAUGACCAGGAACCGGGCGCAGAUGCUCGCGAACCAGAGCAAGCAGGGCCCGCCCCCCUCCGAGAAGGAGUGCGCCCCCACCCCUGCCCCGGUCACCAGGGCCAAGGCCCGCGGCUCCGAGGACGACGACGCCCAGGCCCAGCAUCCGCGCAAACGCCGCUUUCAGCGCUCCACCCAGCAGCUGCAGCAGCAGCUGAACACGUCCACGCAGCAGACGCGGGAGGUGAUCCAGCAGACGCUGGCCGCCAUCGUGGACGCCAUCAAGCUGGAUGCCAUCGAGCCCUACCACAGCGACAGGGCCAACCCCUACUUCGAAUACCUGCAGAUCAGGAAGAAGAUCGAGGAGAAGCGCAAGAUCCUGUGCUGUAUCACGCCGCAGGCGCCCCAGUGCUACGCCGAGUACGUCACCUACACGGGCUCCUACCUCCUGGACGGCAAGCCGCUCAGCAAGCUCCACAUCCCCGUGAUCGCACCCCCUCCCUCCCUGGCGGAGCCCCUGAAGGAGCUGUUCAGGCAGCAGGAGGCCGUCCGGGGAAAGCUGCGUCUACAGCACAGCAUCGAGCGGGAGAAGCUGAUCGUCUCCUGUGAGCAGGAGAUUCUGCGGGUUCACUGCCGGGCGGCCAGGACCAUCGCCAACCAGGCAGUGCCAUUCAGCGCCUGCACGAUGCUGCUGGACUCCGAGGUCUACAACAUGCCCCUGGAGAGUCAGGGUGACGAGAACAAGUCAGUGCGCGACCGUUUCAACGCCCGCCAGUUCAUCUCCUGGCUCCAGGAUGUGGAUGACAAGUAUGACCGCAUGAAGACUUGUCUCCUCAUGCGGCAGCAGCACGAGGCCGCGGCCCUGAACGCCGUGCAGAGGAUGGAGUGGCAGCUGAAGGUGCAGGAACUGGACCCCGCCGGGCACAAGUCCCUGUGCGUGAACGAGGUGCCCUCCUUCUACGUGCCCAUGGUCGACGUCAACGACGACUUCGUAUUGUUGCCGGCAUGACACCGCGGGACGGCCGCAGGACGCAGGCGAGGGCCGCACGGCUGCCCAGGGCUGCUGCUGAGCCCCAGGGGCGGAGGAGGGAGCGCCCUGUCCACCCGGGCGGGGAGAGACCCCGAGAGAGACUGCACUUGGCCACAGCGUCUCCAUCCCUUCCAGACUGGUCCAGACGUCGGGGAGGUGAAACACGUCUCUUCUCUACCAGCUGCCGCGGCGGGGGCAAAGCCCCCAGAGUCUCACUGGCCCCGGCGGGAUGAGGAGACCAUGCCGGGCGCGCACACACGGCAGCUUCUGUUUGAAAACGGCGACCUUCGGGCCCUUUUCUCCAGCAACUGCAGAGGCAUUUCAGGAGUUGGAGAACGGAGUACAUUUUUAAAAUUUUUUGUUCCAUUCUGAUCAACUGAAGAAAAUUAAGGUGUCCACCUCUCACAAACAGUGACCUGCAGGUCGGAGGGGCAGGAGCCCCAUCCCAGCCGUGGUUCUGUUGCCGCCGAGCUGCGACGGCCUCAGACUGGGCUUCAGACCUGGUGCGGAGCCAGGCGGAGGGACACAGAGCCAGGACUCCCAGCCGUAUUGAAAUGGAGUCAAAUCCGCGUGGUUUGUAUCUUCUUUCCUUUAAUCUUGGGCAUUUUGUUUCUCUUUCUGAGAACGUAACUUGAAACACUACAGAGCCAAUAAUCAUAUAAAAAGUGUAUCCGUAAACGCUGUACAGUUUUAUAUACCUUCACAAUGUACUUUUGCUGCCUUCUAGAUAAUUUAUUUUGCAACACAUUACUGCACAGUUGUAAAUAACUUAUGUACUGUAACAUCACUUUCAGUUAUGUGUAAAGAAAUAAAUAAAUUAAUUAAAA
Messenger RNA from Pan troglodytes (chimpanzee), 11044 nucleotides. It is a transcript of the gene ANKRD11, whose product is annotated as ankyrin repeat domain containing 11. The coding region runs from base 3039 to 10196 and encodes 2385 amino acids. The transcript has 12 exons. Gene Ontology annotation, biological process: anatomical structure morphogenesis. The record is from RefSeq and is a predicted model, not a curated record. Gene Ontology annotation, molecular function: protein binding. NCBI's taxonomy places the organism in Eukaryota, Metazoa, Chordata, Mammalia, Primates, Hominidae.